Molecule: messenger RNA, 1755 nt
Organism: Salvia splendens (bonfire salvia)
Lineage: Eukaryota; Viridiplantae; Streptophyta; Magnoliopsida; Lamiales; Lamiaceae
Exons: 3
Coding region: 683-1549 (288 amino acids)
Source: RefSeq, a predicted model, not a curated record
CAUUUGAGUCCAAAAGAAAUCCAAUCUCUCUUCAUGUACACGCUCUCUCCACUGAAGGGUUGUGCAGCCAUAGCUGGUCUUUGUCUCAUCUUUCUCAGCUACUGCUAUCCUUCACACCUCACCAUUUGAGUCCAAAAGAAAUCCAAUCUCUCUUCAUGUACACGCUCUCUCCACUGAAGGGUUGUGCAACCAUCGCUGGUCUUUGUCUCAUCUUUCUCAGGUAUUGUAAAUCUCUUUCGGCACCUACCGCUAUCCUUCACACCUCACCAUUUGAGUCCAAAAGAUAUCCAAUCUCUCUUCGUGUGCACGCUCUCUCCACUGAAGGGUUGUGCAGCCAUUGCUGAUCUUUGUCUCAUCUUUCUCAGCUGCUAUUCUUCACACCUCUCCAUUUGAGUCCGUUAGCUAUCCAAUCUCUUUCCGUGUGCAUCUCGAUUGAAGGUUUGUGCAGCCAUUAACGUUCAUUGUCCCCUCUUUCUGAGGUCAGUAUCUCAUCCCAUUUUCUCUUGUAACUACUUUGCUAUUGAAUUUCUUAAGUGCUUGUUGAUUUGAGCAUAACUAAUCUUUGAAAAUAAAAAUAUUUACAUAUUUUUGUUGAUAUUUUAUUAUAAUCUAUUUUCUGAUUUACUAGGUCAUUAUUUAAUUUUAUUAUUUAUGUAGCCUUAGUGGAAUUUAUUAAAACAAUAUGGAUAGAAGUUGGAUGGCAAAGUCAAGAGUAACAACGGAAUACCAAAACGGACUUCAAUACUUUUUGGACUAUGCUUUUCGAAACACAAGCAUGUAUGAUAAGAUAUUAUGUCCAUGCAAAUGUUGUGGAAUUGGUAUAUUGGUGAAUAGAGAUGAUGCAUUUGAACAUUUGAUGGUAGAUGGAUUUAUUCCUGGGUACAGCCAAUGGAUAGCUCAUGGAGUACUUCCUAGUCGUCUUUCAUCUAGGGGUGAAAAUCAACAUAAUAGUUUGGGCGAUGAUGAUAUGCAAGGUUUAGUUCAUGAUGCAUUUGGAGUUCCAAAUGAAGAUGGAUCUACAGAAGAAUAUACAGGAUCUCCGAUGGAUGCAGAAAUUGCUAAUGGGCAAGCAAAAGAAUUUUAUAAGUUGAUCGAUAGUUCGCAAGAACCAUUAUAUGAAGGAUGUUCUAAAUUCUCAAAACUAUCAUUCAUAAUUCAUUGGUUGCACUCAAAGUGUAUUGGGAGCUUGAAUAAUAAAGUAUUUGAUAUGCUUUUAGACCUAUUAAGAGAAGUUUUUCCAGAUGCCAUAGUUGGUCUGCCAAAGUCCUACUAUGAAGCUGAGAAAUUGAUGAAAAAACUAGGACUUGGCUAUGAAAAAAUUCAUGCUUGUCCAAAUGAUUGCACUUUAUAUUGGGGGAAAAUGAAACACGAACUUCUUGUGGCACAUGUCAUCUGCCAAGAUGACGUACUUCAGAAACUCUUACAGCUUGCCCUUUGUGUACUUGCGAAGCACAAAUUCUUUGUUGUCUUUGUUGUGCUUCAAGCAUUGCCUCUAGUCGAGCAACUUUUUCUUGUUACUCCAAUAGUAUACGGUUCGAUGUACUGUUAGGAGUUCCAUUCCAUAUAUCCGAGGGGCAAACUCCUUGGCCCAUCAUCCUUACGGGUCCUGGUUUAUCCUUCCCCAUUAUUUGUGCAAAUACAUCAUUCGGGGCAAUUGGAUCUUAAGAACCUUCAGGAAGUUGAUCACUACAUUGUACCAUUUCUGACUGUGUACAAGAAUUUUAAAAUUAAUGCACACAUUAAAAUUUCAUAAUA